This is a messenger RNA of Miscanthus lutarioriparius, 276 nucleotides long. NCBI's taxonomy places the organism in Eukaryota, Viridiplantae, Streptophyta, Magnoliopsida, Poales, Poaceae. The record is from the annotation of a GenBank genome assembly.
AUGGAUGUAGCCAGUUCCGUGGAGUGCUACAUCAAGGAACACAAUGUCCCUAGUGAGGUUGCCCUAGCAAGGAUAAGCUCCUUUGUUGAAGAUGCAUGGAAGACCAUAAAUCAAGCACCCUUCAAGUAUCCUACUCUUUUUCCAGUUGUGCAACGAGUUACUAGCCUAGCAAAGAGCAUGACACUGUUGUUCCUCGACAAGCGGGACGCAUACACAUACAGCAAGGACUUCAAAAAGACAUUGGAGAGCCAUUUCGUCAAGCAUAUUCCUCUCUAA